GUUCCCAGAGCGAAGUCGCACCAAACCAGCCAGCGCGUCUGUGACAUAGCGAAAACGACAGCGCAACUCGCUUUGGACUAACAGCAUUCCGCCAAUCGAAGAUCAAGAGCAAUAGGAGGAGGGAGAGGUCGAAUCAAGAGUCUGCCUACCACAUGAUGAUAAAUCGAUUUUCAGCGUGCAAAGCAUCGAUCGCCUGUUGAUUUCAAGAAGGAAUUUGCCGUGUCUUAGCAUCGCCGUUUCCAUCCGUCAUGAACGCAAGUCGGAGUUCGCUUCGGAAAAGCAAAACCCUGAAGAGUGAAGCACCCUCCCCAUACUCGUCUCGGGGCAGUCUGUCUCCACCAAAGGCGGAUUUAGCUACCCCACCACCAGCGGAGAUCAUAUAUAAGCUAUCGAAAAAGAUCGCUCAAUUGACGAAAGUGAUCUACUAUCUUAACACGAAGAAUGAAGAUCAGACCGUCGAAAUACAUAGUUUGGCCGAAGCUUAUGAGGAUGAGAUCCAGGAGGUGAUAUCCGACGGCCGAACUAGGAUAAGCAAUGUAACUCUCUUGUUGGAAGACAGCGAAACUCGGGUGAAGGCAAAGGACGAGAUCAUCGAAGGGAAUGAGACAAAGGUGACGAAGCUGCUGGCCGAGCUGGAGGAUCAAAAACAUCAUGCGGAGUCGCUCGAAGCAGAAGUUGCCCUCCUUGCAGAGAAGAAGCAAGGAGACAUUGGCGAUAUGCAAAAGGAAAUGCGAACAAUGGCUCAGACGAUAGCGGCGCAGAAGAAAUCGAUAGCCGAACUCACCGCAGCGAAAGAUGAGAUCAAGAGGAGAUCUGAAGAACAAGGCACAGAGCUGCAAAACAAACUCACAAGCGUCAAGCGUGAUGCUUUGCAUGCGUCGCAAGAGUUGUCAAAUUUCCAGGAAGAAAGUAAAAACACCUUUGAGAAGGAGCGAGCGGCGUUCCAGCAGGAGUUGGAAGCGGCAGCCGCGGCUGCGAAGGCUGAGGCAGAGCAACAAGCGGAGCAGUUCCAUCAAGAGAUGGAAGCACUCAAAUCCCAAUUGCGCGACGUCGAGGAGCAGUUCAAAGUGCAACUUGAUACCACUCAGUCUACGCUUGCGUCACAGUUCGAGGCGGAACAUGCUCGACUGGUAGAGUGCCAGCGCGAUCUUUCUAAUGCCACCGCCAACUUGCAAAGGAAGACAGAGCAAUGUGCUGAGCUGCAGCGCAAUCAUGAUCGGACUGUAGAAAUGCUUAAAGGGAGUGAAACGGCGGUGGAUCAGUCGAAAGAGCAGAUCGCACUCCUGAAUCAAGAAGUAUUAGAUCUGCAAAAGAAGCUGAAGAUCUCAGAUGAUCAAAUGAAAGCCCUCAAUGACUCGGUCGGCCUUCAAGCGAAAGACUUGCGAGAUCAGACAACGGCCACAGCACAACUACUCAUGGAGCGCAGUGCGCUAGCGGACCGGCUUCAGGAGACCACCACUGCCCUCGAUGACGCUAAGGCAACAAUCCAAAUGCUGGAGGAGCAGUAUGGCGAAUGCGAAGAAGCCCGUGGGAAGCUAGCUCGCAACCUUGCUGAAGCCAAGCAGCAGAUGUUUGAGGCGAGCGUACUUCACAAGGAGACGCUGGCAUCGUCGCUCGCCGACCAGAAAGCGGAGAUGGAUGCUCAACGACAUAUGGAGAUUACGGCUUUGCAGUCGGAAAUGAUCAAAUUCGAGCGGGAGACGAGCUUGGCAAGAGAACAGGAAAGGACCGCCUUCCGGAAACAGCUUGACGAGCAGCAAGCUUUGAUGGCUCAGAAAGAGGAGGAAUGGGAGGCAGCUAAGAAAUCUCUUCAGUCAACAAUUGCGGAGCAUACCCAGACCAUCACUAUUCUCGAAAUCAAGCUUGCAGAUCUGGCCGCCCAAUUCGAAGCCAAGAAGGUGGAAUGCGAGAAGCAGACUGACAAGAUAGAGCAACUCGACAACAACAUUUGCAAGCUCGAAAUCGACAAAGCAGACCUGAUACAGAAGAUGCAGCAUCUAGAAAAAACGGUGGUGACGGAGAUGCAGAACAAACAUGAGAAGGAUCUUGCGGAUGCCCAUGAUGAGUGGCAGGACAAACUAGCGAGAGAUUUGCAAAUGACCUCAGACAACCUCGCCGAAGACCACGAUAGGGUGUUAAAGGCCGUCCUAGCAAGACGAGAAGCCGAGUAUGAAUCCCAAGUACAAGCCAUCCGCAUCACGCAUCAGAAAGAGAUCGCCAAGCUGCAAAAGCUGAUCAGCGCCGGGGAGAAGGAAGCGAAAGUGCUGAAUGCAGAGAAAGAUGAUCUUCUAGCUCAAUUGGAGGAGAAGCAACGGGAACACGACGCAGAACUCAAAAACCUCGCCAACCACACGCACACCAGUAUCGAAGAAGCGCGCAAACAAUGGCAAGCUGAAACCACAGCGCGCGAGACGCAGCUCAAAGUGGCAUCCACCAUCGCCAUGUCCCAGCUGGAGAAAAAGAUGCAGACAGAGAAGCAGGAGAUGAAUGCGGCGCAUCAGAAGCGGAUGGACGAUUUGAGAACGUUUUUCUCGAAGUCUUCUGUUACUGCCAAAAAGGAAGCAGAAGCAGCAGGCGCGGCCGCCCUCGCGCAACUCCGGGCCGAAACAGACACACGCUACGCCGAGCUUGAUCACAAGCUACGAGCGCAGAAAGCCGAGGCGCUGAAAAUAAUGAAGGAAGCCCACGAUGCUGAAGUCGAUAAAAUGAUUAAGGAGCAUGAUGCGGAUGUCAAAGAGACGAACGCGCUCAUCGAGAAACUUGUGGUGGAGGUCAAUGGCUUGAAGACACGCCAGGAGGAGAUGGAACUGCAAAUAACGGAUCUUGAAACGAUCAAAGCCGAGCUGGAAGAGUCCCUCAAAGACAAAAUCGACGAGAUCUCCGCUCUACGAGACGAAAUGAUAACCCGCCUCGAGAUUCUCAAGCGCGAUCUGCUGGAUCAAGCCAAACAAGACUUGGACGCUAACAACGCCACCCACCUCGAGGAACAACGGCAGAUGCUGGGAGAUUUUGAGGAGGCGCAGGCGUUUUUCAAGCGGCAACUGGCUGCUCAGGCGAAAAAACUGGACGAUGCAGAUAUCAAAUACAUCAACCGCGAACCGCGAGAUGUUGAUUUGAAGCAGAUAAACGAGCUAGAGGAGCGGCUUGAUCAGGGAAAGCAAAUUAUUGCUGCUCUGAUGGAGGAAGUGGAUUACUUCAAGUUGGAGCUAAACAACCGCGAAGCCAACUUCAACAAGAUAUUCAAUAAAACACCGAUAGUGGGGUUCAUGCAACCAUUCAACAAGCAAUCCAAAAGUUCGAAAUCGUUUUCAAAUCUAAGUACAGGCAAAUUACCGCCAUUACCGUUAUCAGCGCCGACGGCAACACCGCCAUAAAACGAGCCGAGAGCGGGGUGCGAGCCACCACCCGCCGGUCCCACUUGUACAUAACUUAAUAUGCUCUACAUACCCUACAGUUCAUUACGUGGUGCAAACUAUCUAAUGCGCUACGCUAUAAGCCGCUGUUCACUCCUUCAAUUGCUCCUGUUUUCCAGCUUCAUGGCUGUAUCCGCGUGCGAUCCCACUCCUCCCCUCCACAGCCUUGGAGACCUUGGUGUUUCCGAUUUCGGGCUCCAGGCCGCGGAAUGUCCGUUUCUCGUUCA
This is a messenger RNA of Fimicolochytrium jonesii, 3640 nucleotides long. RefSeq lists its product as uncharacterized. Bases 249 to 3374 code for a protein of 1041 amino acids. The transcript has 25 exons. The record is from RefSeq and is a predicted model, not a curated record. Lineage: Eukaryota; Fungi; Chytridiomycota; Chytridiomycetes; Spizellomycetales; Powellomycetaceae.